AUGUCGCUCGCCUUCCUGCCUUCUUGGUUGGUGGGCAGCCCAGAUUUCCCGACGGGGCAGCUCUACCUGUUGGUCACUCUCUUCCUGGCGGAGAUGGUGGGUAGCCGCCUGACGGCCUCACUCCUUCUGCAGACCUGUGCCUUCCACACCUUGGAAGGCGUGCUGGCCUUGGCGGUCCGCGCGAUGGACGCCCGCCUCGGCGCGGAAGGCGCUUACGCCAGCUGGAAGAACACCUUUGGGUGGUUGCGAGCGCCCGUCGCCGGCACGCUGGUCAGCGCCAUCUUGCUAAGCGCAUUGUACCUGGCUCUGGUGGCGGAGGGCCUUCGGAGGUUGGCAGAGCCCCGGCUCACCCAGCACCCGCUGGCGCUGAUGGGCAUCGGGGCGCUGGCCAUCCCCAUCCAUCUGGCGAGGGAAGGUUUGCCCUGGAAGACACCCGCGAAGAUGGACGUCGGGCCCUGCUGUGGCCGGCAGAGGCUGAUGCCAACGGCGAAGCAGGAAACGGAAGAUCUUCUGGGCCACGGAUUGUCCACCAACAGUCAACCGUGGCUGGUCAAAGAGAAGGAGGGAAAUACUGCGUUGGCCGCAGGACCGUGGCGGAGGCUUUAUCUCAGAUGGAUGGUGGCUUGUUUUGCCCCCGUGGUGGUCUUCCUGCAUUCGCUCACAAUCCACCUCUGGUGGACUCCGUGCCCAGGACACGCGACGUGUCUCCGUCCCUGCCCAAAGAAUCCGUGUCAAUCUUGGGGAACGUCUGACGUCCUGCAACCUCUGUCCGUGGACUGUUGGAUGCUCUACGUGGAUCCCGGACUGGCGAUGGUGGUCGCCGUGGCCUUCCUGUUCGUAAUCUGGCCCACCGUGCGGGCCUCCGCCCUGGUCCUCCUCCAAGCCACGCCAGAAGACCUGGACCUGUGGCUCCUGGAGAGACACCUCCACGCCACGGAAGGGGUGGUCGCCGUGCGGGAGCUCCGGGUCUGGCAGCUGGACGGCGGCAGCCGUUUGGUGGCCACGGCCCAGGUGGUCUGUCUCGACGUGGCCGCUUUCGAGUCGGUGAUUCAGAGGGUCAAGCAAGUGUUCUGUGAACACGGUGUCCACGCCGUCACGGUGGAACCAAACUUGGGGGUGGGCCCAAAUAAGGAACAGCGGGAAGGGUCUGGCCAGGGACCCCAUAAGAGGCAGCUGUGUCCAGAUCCUGCAGAGAUGCUGGAGUUUGAGACCUGUGUAUGA
Messenger RNA from Thamnophis elegans (Western terrestrial garter snake), 1221 nucleotides. RefSeq names its product zinc transporter 1-like. Lineage: Eukaryota; Metazoa; Chordata; Lepidosauria; Squamata; Natricidae. The transcript has 2 exons. The record is from RefSeq and is a predicted model, not a curated record. Gene Ontology annotation, cellular component: membrane; endoplasmic reticulum; Golgi apparatus. The coding region runs from base 1 to 1221 and encodes 406 amino acids. Gene Ontology annotation, biological process: detoxification of zinc ion; zinc ion transmembrane transport; intracellular zinc ion homeostasis. Gene Ontology annotation, molecular function: calcium channel inhibitor activity; zinc ion transmembrane transporter activity.